UUUCUCAUUUUUUAAGAAUUAAUUUGAUCUCUUAGUAGAUAUAGAUACAAUUCAUAACAUCCCGUGUUCAUUAUUUUCCAGAAAGACGUACUAUAAUAGAGCAUCGGCAGAAUGUACAGCAGCAACAGUAGCAGCAACAGUAGCAUCCGCAGCAAGUCCCAGAGUCUUAACAACAGUGGUAUCUCAAGCAAGACCAACAGUCCCGUCAACAGUGGUUUCUUAGGUAAAAGCAUCAGUCCCAUUGAGAGUGGAAUCCCAAGUAAAAGCAACAGCCCCGUCAACAGUGGUAGUUCAAGCAGGAACAGCAGUCCCAUCAGCACUAGCAGGAACAGUAGCAGAAACAGUAAGAUACCUGGCAAAAACGACUCCAACAACAACAUGAACAGCCCACAGCACCAGCAGCAUCACCAGCUCCGUCAUAGCCCACAGCACCAGCAGGAACAGGAGCACAAACAGGAGGACCAGGAGCUGUUGCUUCGCUCCGUCAAGCCUCCAGCUAGCGUGGUGAACAGCAGCCCCUACGACCACCAGCUACUGGAACGACUCGUCCCACGACAUAUCACUACUGAACAUGUCGUUUUUAGCCACAAGAGCAAAGUUGGGGGUCGGUCACUAUACUUCUUCAGUCCGGCGUGCAGAGGUGGUGUCACCAAACCUGUCUUCACUACCAGAGAGAAACUCACACCUAUCCUGGACGGUCCUGUGGUCAGUAUCAAGGCUAGGCUGCGUCGCCAACAAGCUAGUUGGUCACAGACUAGGCCAAGAGCUGGAGAUGGCAUGGCAGUAGCAGCUGGGUACACAGGAGAGGUGAUGUAUCUGCUGCCUUAUACUAUACUGGGACGCACUGAACUAGAGCCCAGAGCCACAGAAAUACUGGUCCAGGAUGCAAUAUUGUGGUGUGUGAGCGAGUGUGUGGUGUGGUUCGUGGUGAAGAGCUUCACCAGGAGGAAGGUGAUAGCCAGCACACGUCAGCUCUCCCACCAGAAGCUCAACAUUGGCAAGCUCAACUUACGUUCUCCUGACCUCAAGAAGUUCUCUUGAUAAAUCACCACUCUUAUUGUCAAGUUUUAUGUGUCUGUCUGUGUGUGUGAGAGGUAUUAUCAUGGAAAACUCCCAAAGUAUUAAAAGUUCAUUCAACACUAUUGAGAGAGAAAAAAAAAGAGAGAGAGAGAGAGAGAGAGAGAGAGAGAGAGUCUGUUGGAAGCUACACGAGCACAUUACUUUCCUUGGAGUGGUAAACCCGUAGAGGUCAAACUGCCUAGGGAAUGGGAGACAAGCAGAUUAAGAUGUUAACUAUUUCCUUGAACUAAGAGCCCCUUGUCACCCUUAAAUGGAACAUACCCCUCAAGGGAGGUUCCCUCAUCCUGGUAAGGGGCUCUUGAUCCAUCCCUUCCUUGGAUGGAACCUGAAAACUUCCCAUUUCUUAUGGGCCCCUACAGGUUUAUCACUUUCCCCUCGUUACAAUCAAAAUUAAACGCUAAACCCACAAGGGUCAUACAGUGCUGCUUGGCAGCAUGUGCUGAAGAUGUAAUAUGGGAAGAUCAGAGACCAGCGAGGGUGAGAAGUAUGCAAGAGACAAGAGUCAGUAAGAGGAGUGACGAGUGCUCAAGUGCUAAAGGGAAAAUAUAAUCAAAGUUUGUGCAAAUCCCCUUAAUGUGGUGAUUAAUCUAUUGUUUUAAUUUCCAGCAGUUUACAUUCACAGGGAAGUGCUAAAAAAAUAGCAGCAACACAAGCUUUGUGGAGAAGAUAAUACAGUUUAAUCCAAGGAAUAGGAGGGCAGCUUUUAAUUUUUUCAAUCAAGAGCCCUUCAUCAACAAUAACGAACCCUUAUGAAGGUGUAUUUUAUUAAAGAUAUUAAUUACCCUUAAAUAAAUGAUAUGAAUAGUAACAUGGAAAGAGGCUUAAGUAAAAUGCAAUCCUUUAUUGAUGUUUCACCCACACAGUGGUAUUUAUCAAGUGACAAAUAGGAGAGGAAGAACAAGUGUAUUCCUAGAGAGUAUAGUGAAGAAGUCUGGUUAUUAUUAUUUUUUUAUUAACACAUCGGCUGUUUCUGCCAAGGUAGAGUAGCCAGAAAAAGAAAAACUUUCAUCAUUCACUCCAUCACUGUCUUGCCAGAGGCAUGCUUACACUAUAGGUUUAAAACUGCAACAUUAACACCCCUUCUUCAGAGUGCUGGCACUGUACUUCCCAUCUCCAGGAAUCAAGUCCAGCCUGCAGGUUUCCCUGAAUCCCUUCAUAAAUGUUACCUUGCUUACACUCCAACAGCAUGUCAAGUCCUAAAAACCAUCUGUCUCCAUCUGCUCCUAUCUAACAUGCUAACGCACGCUUGCUGGAAGUCCAAGCCCCUCGCACACAAAACCUCCUUUACUCCCCCUCCAACCUUUCCUAGGCCGACCCCUACCCCACCUUCCCUCCACUACAGAUUUAUACACUCUCGAAAUCAUUCUAUUUUGUUCCAUUCUCUCUACAUGUCCAAACCAUCUCAAUAACCCCUCCUCAGCCCUCUGGAUAAUAGUUUUGAUAAUCCCACAACCUCCUCCUAAUCUCCAAACCAUGGAUUCUCUGCAUUAUAUCCACACAGCACAUUGCCCUCAGACAUGACACCUCCACUGCUUCCAGCCUUGUUACAACAUUCACAACUCAUUCUUCACACCCAUACAAGAGUGUUGGUAUAACUACACUCUCCUACAUUCCUCUCUUUGCUUUCAAGGAUAAAGUUCUUUAUCUCCACAGACUCCCAUGUGCGCCACCCACCUUUUUUUCUUCUCGUCAAUUCUAUGAUUCACCUUAUCCUUCAUAAGCCAUCUGCUGACACAUCCACUCCCAAAUACAGUAUCUGAACACAUUCACCUCCUUCAUACUCUCUCCCUCUAAUCUAAUAUCCAAUCUUCCAUUACGUAAUUUUUUUUUUUUAUCCUCAUCACCUUACACUUCCCUACAUCCACUUUAAAUUUCCUUCUUUUGCAUACCCUGCCAAACUCAUCAGCCAACCUCUGCAACUUCUCUUCAGAAUCUCCCAAAAGCACAGUGUCAUCAGCAAAGAGCAACUGUGACAACUCCCACCUUGUGUUAGAUUCUUUAUCUUUUAAUCCCAUAACCUCUUGCCAACACCUGAGCAUUCACUUCUCUUACAACUCCAUCCAUAAAUAUACUGAACAACCAUGGUGACAUCACACAUCCUUGUCUAAAUGACUCACGAAAUCGUAAUGACAUAAUUGCAAACAAGCCAUACCAAGGAUAGGGAUAGAACCCGCGAUCAGAGAGUCUCAAAACUCCAGAC
Cherax quadricarinatus is the source of this 3280-nucleotide messenger RNA. The record is from RefSeq and is a predicted model, not a curated record. NCBI's taxonomy places the organism in Eukaryota, Metazoa, Arthropoda, Malacostraca, Decapoda, Parastacidae.